Molecule: messenger RNA, 1766 nt
Organism: Lytechinus variegatus (green sea urchin)
Lineage: Eukaryota; Metazoa; Echinodermata; Echinoidea; Temnopleuroida; Toxopneustidae
Product: heparan sulfate glucosamine 3-O-sulfotransferase 6-like
Exons: 1
Coding region: 241-1437 (398 amino acids)
Molecular function (GO): [heparan sulfate]-glucosamine 3-sulfotransferase activity
Source: RefSeq, a predicted model, not a curated record
UAUGUGCAGAGGUAGAUUUUGACUGAUCGCGAUUUCACCGGGGGUUUAGCACCAUGAGCACUGCAAACAAAAUCACUGCAGAAGUGUUUUUCAAUAUGUUUACUGAUUGUACCCCUGCGAGGAUUCACUACAACUGGGUAAACGUAAAGUAAUCAAGAAUACGUGGCAAUUUAUUCAGCGUUACGACAUGACUGAGAUCCGCAAAAGUUUCAUAUCCUCGGCUUUCGGUGGUUUGUCGUCAUGAAAUAUAAACUGCCAGUAGUUUGUCUUUCAGUGAUGUUUGCUGUAACGCUGAGUGUGUUCGGUGGUAGCAUGAUUUCUCCAGCUUUUCUCAGAACAUACAAACAGCCACAAUCGGCAAGGACGCCCAGUCGGGGUCCCAUCAUGAAUUCACACAAGUUUGUAGGUGAUGCAGAUCAGGGCCUUGCCCGUGAAGAGAACAUAGCACUUGGAGGAAAAUGGAAGAGGCCAAUCACCAGAAAGAAUGCGUUGGAAAGCAUCGAAACAAUUCUGGGACGCAUCAAUACGACGGAUCCAACAUGGACUAAAAAGGUUGAUAACUGCUUCAUCUACGGCGAGAAACGCUUGCCUGUUCGCAAGAACUUGUUGCAGAAAAGACGCUGCCAAAAGAGACUGCCAGUUGCCUUAGUCUUAGGGGUUAAGAAGUGUGGUACCGGGACCCUUAGUAGGUUUCUCGAUCUUCAUCCAGCUGUCUCCAUGACUAGCGAAACGUCGUUCCCAGGGAAACGAGUCACUAAAAGUUCCGUCAUAAAUUGGAUCCAACUGAUGCGUUUGAGUAGUCCGUACCAGUUAACUAUGACGGAAAAUCCCAGUUUCUUUAAAUCUAACUUGCCAUUGGACCUUAAGCCUUACCUAUCAUCCAGCGUUAAGUUUUUUGUCAUCUUACGCAAUCCCGUUGAUCGGGCUAUCUCAGACUACCUACAUACGGUAGCACAUUCAAACGCCCCCAAAGAUCGGCCAUUCGACAUAGUUUUCAAUACAGUUAGGGUCCGGGAAACCUUCGAAAAGACAGUACUGGGAGCUGAUGGUUAUAUCGUUUCUUCAACGAUGACAGAACUAGGGCAGUAUGUUGUUUAUUUAAACAAAUUCCUUGAAGUUUAUCAUAGAGACCAAUUCUUGUUCAUUGAUGGUGACGCCUUUGCAAAAGACCCUUACCCAACUUUGUUAAAAGUUGAGGAAUUCCUAGGAUUGCCAAAAUUCUAUAAGCGAAGACACUUUGUGAAGAACCAGACAAAGGGGCUAUAUUGUGCACAAGUACCAGAAAGACCAGAUUUCGGAUGUAUGAUCCCGUCGAAAGGACGCCCUCACCCCAAAGUAUCCCAGGAUAUCUUAAGGAAGCUUCGUGAUUAUUAUCGACCUUACAAUAAAAAACUUCGUGACCAGCUGGGAUUAAAUUUUUCUUGGACUUCUGAAUAGAAAUAGAGAGAUUUGAGGAGAAAAUGAAACACCGUCAAGACUAAGCUUCUGAUAUUCGUAAGCCUGUCGCGGAAUUUCAGGAGUGGACGGUAAGCUCUAAAGGCAUAUGAAGCCGAAUAUAAAGGUGAGGCCUAAUGGGACUCUUGCUAUUCAUUUUUUGAAAGGUCGGUACAGACCAGGAAACAUUGAAAAUUUGACCUCUGACGUUAGUCUACCGAAUCGUUAAAAGAUCAUUUUCAAUACGCCUGCUUGAAGCCCUGAAAAUAUAAAUAAUACUAAAAACAUUAUAAACAUUGACGGUCGGAAGUCAUAAUUUACCAUAGGAAUAU